Molecule: messenger RNA, 3132 nt
Organism: Marchantia polymorpha subsp. ruderalis
Lineage: Eukaryota; Viridiplantae; Streptophyta; Marchantiopsida; Marchantiales; Marchantiaceae
Source: the annotation of a GenBank genome assembly
AGAAAAGCUUCGCGAGCUUAAUAUUGGGCAGCUACCGCCCUGGCCUGGCAAAACCCUGCGCCGAGGGGAGGGCCUGGGACGGGCUGUCCGAGCGUCGCUCGGAAAUCCAGACAUGGAAUUUGGGCCUGGAGCGAAGCCAAUCUGCUCGAGGAGCUGUGCAUCUAUCCGCUCGCUCUGCCUCGCUGCACGCGAAAGACUGCCGAGCAAUCCGACACUGCUGCGGUCGAAUUGACGAGGGGCCGAAUUUCCUUCGGCUCUGGGGGCGAAAGGAGGGGAGGGGAGGGCAGGGGAGGAUUUGUCGCCUGCCUCGCUCGUGCUUAUCCCUCGAGCUUCCCCGGAAGGGCGGGGGCGAGGCGCGAGAGCGAGCGAGCGAGCGAGACGAGGAGUGGGACCCGCCGAGGGCAGGAGCGGAGUUCGCAGGCGAGCAGAGCAGGAGGCUGUCGACCACCAGCGCGGAGGCAGGCAGCGAGCGAUUUGUGUGUGUGGCAGAACAGUAAGAGAGGGAGGGAGAUUCUGUUCUGCUUCCUGGACGAGGAAAGGCCGUUGGGGUUUGUCGAUAUGACAUGAGGGCGAGCAUCGCGCGCUCGCGGGAACAAGAGAAUGGCGUCGACGAACGAGGACAAGGAUCCUCCUCGGAAUUGGCAGCUCUUCUCUGACCCUCCUCCCCCCGAAGCCGCUCACCAAAAUCUUCCGCUGCUGACCAGUCUUCUCUCCGGCUUCAAACACCACAUCUGUCGCAACGCCCUUUCUGCCUUCCACCUCGUUUGCCACAACCGUGAUAACUCAACAAAGUUUCAAAACUCCUGUAACCGACAGCUUCUUAUCACGUAUUUGCCGUCACAGAAGCUUUCCUUUUCGUCCAGAUCGCCCUGGGGAACAAUUCCUACUGCUUCCCUUCUUGGAGCACCUGGCAAGGUUUCUCCAGCUCAACCCUCAACGACUGAUGAAUCUACUUCAACCGCCGUUGAUGGCACUGUGCCUGCUUCAAGCACAGGACCCGCCUUUAUUGGGCAGGUAUUUACCAUGUGCGACGCAUCCAGGAGGGGACUCAUAGCUGUGCGACCUGUCGAUUCCCCAAAGACGAAGAAGAUUCCUUAUUUGCCCGCUUUCCUCUCUUCGAAGCUGGGUGAGUGGGUGGACAAGGCGAUCGGGCAUGUCAACAAAGAAGACAUGAAAGGUCCAAUUUUCCGGUUCUACUUCGACAAAGAGGAUGCCAAUACAUAUGUCAAACAGCUAGGCCUAGCUGGCAGCAUGGUUGGUUCGUGUCCCUUAGAUGCUGCGUACAAGUAUUUUAAGGGAAAGCCUCCAAUGUUCAGAUUUAUGCCUGAUAAGAAGCAGGUCAAGGUAGCCAAGAAGUUGCUUCGUGACGAUCAAGGUAGAACUGCUGCUCGAAUGUUCAGAGGUGUACCUGUGUUCACAGCACGAAACUUGACUAUUGCCAUGUCAACUCCUUCUGGUGUCCGAUGGUUUACGCCCUAUUUUUUCGACAAGCAACACCUUGACAAAUUGAUUGGGCACUCCGUCGAUCAUUAUUAUCAUAUGCUUAUCCAUGCUCGAAGAAUGCAGCGACAUAGUCAGAUUGCUGAUGACAUGUCAGGAGAUCAGCCAGAAGAUGAUCCGGAUGGUUUGAUGGAUCCUCCAGAGGUUCAAGAGUUUAUGGAGGAAAUGGGCCAAGGUGGAAAUCCCAUAUUCGAUUCGGUGCUGCUGAAAGCAGCGGAAGUACAAUUUCAUGACAUGGUAGACAAUGUGAUUUUGGGCAAUAGACUUAGUCGUCAAUUGGCCGGUCUUCAGCCUAGUUUUCCGGUCCUGGUUGACUCGUUCGAGAGAAGGGCUGCGGCUGCCGAAGCCGACCUGAGCGACGGACCCAGAAGCAGUAUAGCUAAUACGCAGCUUCGAUCGAAGGUUGAAGACGCCACGCGUUCUAGAGAUUCUGGACAUAGCGACGAUGGUAGUAGCUCUACUUCUGGGAGAGAUUCAGCUGACAUUGGAUUUUCCGACGGAAGAGUUCAAAAAAACGAACGGGCUGCCAAGACUCCUUUUCAACUUUUUGGCAGAAAUUGGGGUUUCCACCUUCAAGGUGGGCGGAAACGACAAGUACCUGAAGAAGACCCUGCUGACGAGAAGCUACAGGCGGAAGGGACAGCGGACAAUCUAGGUUCAAGGUGCACAGAGACAGCAGUAAGGAAGGAGGAGCCUAUCGAGAGAAUGCAGCCCAAGUUGACUAUGAUGGGCAUAGCGAUGACCGAACCAGAUAACGACAUGACUGAUGCAGUUCUACAGAAAGCUAUGGCCGCAGCAGCUAAAGAUAUUGAAAACAGAGUGCGUAAAGGAGAGGGCUCAGGAAUAGAACAUGGUCCUCUUUUCAUUGCCGAUUUAGGUGGCCCUCCAGAAAUAUGGGGACGAGAUGCUUCGUCUUUUCAAGGGUGGGAUAGUGAUGACAAUGAAUGAUCAUUUCCACAUGAAAGUCAGGCGUUGAUCACUCUUAACCUAUCUGCUCAUCCUUCAGGAAGUCAAGCCCACGUUGUAUCAGUAUUUUGUGAACUCCAUAGGUUUUGUAGUCUGGCAUAUCGGCUCCAAAACCGCUUCUCAGAAAGUGCUUACUCAGUGCAAAAGUACCAAGUUUUUGCUCUAUAGGAAUGAUCUUGUGACGUAUUACUUGCAACUUUAGAGGUAUUGUGUAUAUUGGUUUGGUUAGGUCAUUUCUAAGGUCAUUUGCCUGCUGAGGUGUUUAUAGGUAAUUUGACGGUAAGUUAAAAUUUAGAAAAUAUCAACUCUUGUCAACCCAGUCAACAAGGUUUUUUCUGACCAAGCUACUAUCACCGAGUGGCAUGAACUGGAAGAGGUUGAUUUUGGCGAUGUUUCUCAAAUGUCAAAGGUUCGUCUUUGCUGCCAAGCUUUUCAGCAUCUUAAGGCCUCCUCCAAGUGCUGGGAGUUUAUGACUUUACGCUUUGAAAAAAGCUAUGCAGUGAGGAAUAUUUCCAAGGCCAGGAGGUACCAAAUUGUAAUUGUAUAAUUGUUCUUAGUAUCCAGAUCUCGGAGGAAUAUAUAUUUGUGCCAGUCACUCGCCUUAGUCAUUUGGUGAGUUCGGGCUUGCCUUGAUCCGCUCGUUUGAAUCUUAUCAGUAGUAAACGC